This is a messenger RNA of Gastrolobium bilobum, 2115 nucleotides long. Its product is annotated as protein MALE DISCOVERER 2-like. Bases 16 to 2115 code for a protein of 699 amino acids. Lineage: Eukaryota; Viridiplantae; Streptophyta; Magnoliopsida; Fabales; Fabaceae. The record is from RefSeq and is a predicted model, not a curated record. The transcript is spliced from 13 exons. Gene Ontology annotation, biological process: protein phosphorylation. Gene Ontology annotation, molecular function: protein kinase activity; protein binding; ATP binding.
UGCCUUCACACAUCAAUGGAAAGAAAAUGGGACCCAUUUGGAUUAUGGCUCCGGAUUUAUAUUGGAUUCAUUUGUCUGUGGGGAACUCGACAGUGUUGGUCUCUGAAUGAUGAAGGAUUAGCUUUGUUGAAAUUUCGGGUAAGAAUAACUUCUGAUCCUUAUGGUGCUCUGGCAAAUUGGAAUCCAAAUGAUUGCAAUCCUUGCAAGUGGUUGGGUGUUCAUUGUGUUGAUGGUAAAGUUCAGAUGCUGGACCUAAAUGGUCUAUCUUUGGAAGGGACAUUGGCUCCUGAGCUUGGGAAACUUGGUCACUUAAAAUCUCUUGUGUUAUGCAAGAACAAUUUUUCUGGCACCAUUCCCAAAGAACUUGGAGAUCUAGACAUGCUGGAGUUAUUGGAUUUAAGGGAGAAUAACUUGACUGGAAGUAUUCCAGCAGAGAUUGGCAGGUUGUUGUUGUUAAAACAAUUGUUGGUUUCUGGCAAUAAAAUUGAAGGAAGUGAUUCGCAAGAGCUCGGAUUGCCCUCUAAAUCACCAUUUGUUGACUAUUGUUCAUCUUCUCUUGCAACUUUAUUUCUCCGCAAGAAUAGAAAGUUUGCCCACUGUUUGUGGCAUAAAGAUUUCAAGCAAUGGAAUAGAGCAGAUUCAUUGGUUAUCCCAAUUAAAAAAUACCUUAAUACCAUCGCACGGUCACUGUUCAAGCUAGGAAAGGAUGCCCCUCAUGGCUAUGAGGAGAAUUACUGUGACAAUCUGCCUAGUUCCAAAGAGCCAGAGAUUGGCCAGGAUUUAUCAAAUCUAGUCAAUUCUGCACGUCGCAAGUUACUCGAUCAGUCCAGUAACCUCGCAGCUGCACCUUUUACUGGUGGGCCUACUAUACAGAUCAGUUCUCUUCCAAUUAGCGUGAGUAGUGGAGCUUUCCCAGCUGUGCCAGAUCCCAAUAAGAAACAAAAUCAGUCACCUGCACCACUGCCUUCACCUUCUGAUUCUCCACAUGAUAAAACAAGUCAACAAAGUUCAGCUAAUGGUGCUUCUGGAAAAUUGUGGAAGUAUAUUUUUAUUAUCUUGGGUGUGGCUGUCUUGGUCAUUGUUGUUGUCAUCAUGCUUUGCAUUUGGCGAAAACGAGCAGUAAAAGUAAUAAAGCCUUGGAAGACAGGAAUAAGUGGACAGUUGCAGAAAGCAUUUGUAACAGGGGUCCCCAAGUUGAAUCGAUCAGAGCUGGAGACAGCCUGCGAAGAUUUCAGCAAUAUCAUUAAUAGCUUUGAUGAGUCCACCAUAUACAAAGGAACACUGUCCAGUGGAGUCGAGAUUGCGGUUGAUUCUACCAUUGUUACUUCUUCCAAAAAUUGGUCGAAGAACAUGGAGAUGGCCUAUCGGAAAAAGAUUGAUACUUUAUCUCGCGUUAACCAUAAGAACUUUACUAAUCUUAUUGGGUACUGUGACGAAGAAGAACCAUUCACUAGGAUAAUGGUAUUUGAGUAUGCUCCAAAUGGAAGCCUAUUCGAGCAUCUGCAUGUUAAGGAACUUGAACAUCUUGAUUGGAGUGCAAGGAUGAGGAUUAUAAUGGGCACUGCUUAUUGUCUUCAGUACAUGCACCAUGAUCUGAAUCCACCAGUAGCUCAUUCCAACCUUAAUUCAGCUUCUAUAUUAUUAACAGAUGACUUUGCCCCUAAGGUUUCAGAGAUCACUUUUGGCAAGAAUUUGUUAUCACCAGCCAACUCACCUGGACAUAAAUCAAGGAAAUCUGAGUUGCCACCCCACUCUGAUCCUGAAACCGAUGUCUAUAACUUUGGAAUAUUGUUGCUUGAAAUCCUUUCUGCCAAACUACCUUACUCUGAAGAACAAGGCCACCUUGUGAACUGGGCUGCUGAGUACUUGAAUGAUAAACGAAGCAUCAGCUAUUUGAUUGAUCCGACACUAAAGUCCUUCAAAGACAAUGAACUUGAUGUCAUCUGUGAGGUGAUUAAAGAUUGUCUUCAAUCUGAUCCAAGGUUAAGACCAACAAUAAAAGACACAACUUCCAAAUUGAGUGAAGUGCUUCGUAUAUCACCUGAGCAAGCUGUCCCAAGACUUUCUCCACUCUGGUGGGCUGAACUGGAGAUCUUGUCAGUAGAGGCCACUUAA